This is a messenger RNA of Phragmites australis (common reed), 1709 nucleotides long. RefSeq lists its product as uncharacterized. The transcript has a single exon. The record is from RefSeq and is a predicted model, not a curated record. Bases 119 to 1597 code for a protein of 492 amino acids. Lineage: Eukaryota; Viridiplantae; Streptophyta; Magnoliopsida; Poales; Poaceae.
GCCGGGAACCAAGCAAUGCCCAACGCAUUCUUUUCUGGCGGCGCAUCACCACACAGUCACACACCAUUAUCGCUCCAGAUAAGUGAUCGGCGGAGCGCUCCAGAUAAGUGAUCGGCGGAUGGCUCCGCCGAUCUCUGCCGAUGCCGCCACAGUGGAGGCUGCCUCGGUCCUCGUCGCCGCCACCCCGGUCAUCACACCAAAUGAAAUGGUUUGUAAGGACGCGCCGGCGCCGGCCGUCUCUGUUGUUUCCAAGCAGGCCGUUCGGCCGGUCGGCGCGUCGGCGGUUAGAGACCUCAAGCUCUCGGUCUCCGACAUGCCGAUGCUGUCGUGCCACUACAUCCAAAAGGGCCUCUUCUUCCCGCCUCCCGGCGUGCCGAUGGCCUCACUUGUGUCAUCACUCGUGGCGUCGCUCUCCCGCGCGCUUGACGUCUUCCCUGCCCUCGCCGGCAGGCUUGUUACGCUCCACGACGACAGCAUCGUGAUCCGGUACGACGACACGGCCGUCGAGUUCUACCAAGCGGUCGCGCCUGCUCUGUCGCUCGUCGACUUCCUGGUGCCCGACGCCGACGUGCCAACCACGCUCACGAACGGCCUGUUCCCCAUGGACCGAACGGUGAGCUACGACGGCCACAGCCGCCCGCUCACAUCCUUCCAGUUGACCGUGCUCGGCGACGGCGCCGUGUUUGUCGGCUUCGUAGCCAAUCACGCCGUCGUGGAUGGCACCUCCUUUUGGCACUUCUUCAACACGUGGGCGGGGCUGUGCCGCGGCGCGCCAGUCCGGGAGCCCGACUUCCGCCGCAACUUCUUUGGCGACUCCACCGCCGUCCUCCGGUUCCCCGGUGGCGUGGGCCCGACCGUGACGUUCGACGCCGACGCGCCCCUCCGCGAGCGAAUCCUUCACUUCAGUGCUCUCGCUAUUCGCGAGCUGAAGGCAACGGCCAACCGCUGGAAAAGAACAGGUCAAGACGCCGAGGUUAACGGCAAGCUCGUGCAUGACUCCAAGGUUCAGGGAGAUCGAGGUGAGAUCUCGUCAUUCCAAUCGCUGUGCGCGCACAUAUGGAGGGCCGUGACGCGCUCGAGGCGGCUGUUGGCUGCCGACUCGACAACGACGUUCCGCAUGGCGGUGAACUGCCGCCACCGCCUGCGCCCGGCGAUCUCCCCGCUCUACUUCGGCAACGCCAUCCAGAGCAUAGCGACGACGGCGACUGUGUCCGAACUGGCGUCCAACGACCUGAGCUGGGCGGCGGCCAGGCUGCACGCGACAGUGGUGGCGCACGAGGAUGGCGCGAUCCGGCGCGCCGCAGCGGAGUGGGAGGCGGCGCCCCGGUGCUUUCCACUGGGCAACCCCGACGGCGCGGCGCUGACGAUGGGGAGCUCGCCCCGGUUCCCGAUGUACGACGGGAACGACUUCGGGUGGGGCCGCGCGCUCGCCGUACGGAGCGGCCGCGCGAACAAGUUCGACGGCAAGAUGUCGGCGUUCCCCGGGCAGGCUGGGGACGGCAGCGUCGACGUCGAGGUGUGCCUCUCGCCGGACACCAUGGCUUGCCUCCUCCGGGACGACGAGUUCUUGCAGAACGUGUCCUCCCCUUCACCGUGACAGAGCGAAGCAUCUGAUGUGUGGCAUGUUGCUGCGCCCCGGCGCAGCGCCAGUUAUCGGGUUUGUACGCCAGCAGGAAAAAAGGCAAUGGGAUCUCGGUUUUGCUAUUUAA